Sus scrofa (pig) is the source of this 7364-nucleotide messenger RNA. It is a transcript of the gene DGKE, whose product is annotated as diacylglycerol kinase epsilon. The record is from RefSeq and is a predicted model, not a curated record. Gene Ontology annotation, cellular component: membrane. NCBI's taxonomy places the organism in Eukaryota, Metazoa, Chordata, Mammalia, Artiodactyla, Suidae. Gene Ontology annotation, molecular function: ATP-dependent diacylglycerol kinase activity. Gene Ontology annotation, biological process: phospholipase C-activating G protein-coupled receptor signaling pathway.
CCCCCGCCCGCCGCCACAGUGGGGCCGGCCUCUUCAUUGACGUCGGUCCCUAAGCCUGGCAGGUCUAGCGGAGCCGCUAGGACGGAAGGAAGGCCCGAGGCCUGGCCCACGGGCCGCGCGACUACCCGAGACGAGGUCCGCGGCCCGGCGACCCGGAGCCUCUGGGGUUGCCCUGCGGAGAAGAAGGUGCGCGUGCCGCUCCUUAGAGCGAAACCACCUGGACAGACGGCGACCUCAGGAUCCCCUAAAAGGCAGGGAAGAGAGGAGGACGGGGUCAGCGAUCCCAAAGUGGACCUGCCCGUGUUUCUUCUAGUUAGAAAUCGACCUUGGAGAAGAUGGAAGGGGAGCAGCGGCCGGCGCCCUACCAGGGCCUGUUCGCGGACGGGCACCUGGUCCUGUACACGCUGUGCUCGGUGUUGCUGCCGGUGUUCAUCACUUUCUGGUGCAGCCUCCAGCGAUCGCGCCGGCAGCUGCACCGCAGGGACAUCUUCCGCAAGAGUAAGCACGGGUGGCGCGACACGGACCUGUUCAGCCAUCCCACCUACUGCUGUGUGUGCGCGCAGCACAUCCUGCAGGGCGCCUUCUGCGACUGCUGCGGGCUGCGCGUGGACGAGGGCUGCCUCAAGAAGGCCGACAAGCGUUUCCACUGCAAGGAGAUCAUGCUCAAGAAUGACAGCAGGGCCCUGGACGCCAUGCACCACCACUGGAUCCGGGGUAAUGUCCCCCUGUGCAGUUACUGUGUGGUUUGCAAGCAGCAGUGCGGCAGUCAACCCAAGCUCUGUGAUUACAGGUGCAUUUGGUGUCAGAAAACAGUGCAUGAUGAGUGCAUGAAAAGCAGCUUAAGGAAUGAAAAGUGUGAUUUUGGAGAAUUCAGAAACCUCAUCAUUCCACCAAGUUAUUUAACCUGUAUUAAUCAGAUGCGUAAAGACAAAAAAACAGAUUAUGCAAUGCUAGCCUCUAAGCUUGGAAAGCAGUGGACUCCCUUAAUAGUCCUGGCCAACUCUCGUAGUGGAACUAACAUGGGAGAAGGACUGCUGGGAGAAUUUAGGAUCCUCCUAAAUCCAGUCCAGGUUUUUGAUGUAACUAAAACUCCCCCCAUCAAAGCGCUACAGCUUUGUACUCUUCUUCCCUUUCACUCAGCUCGAGUACUUGUUUGCGGAGGAGAUGGGACGGUGGGCUGGGUCCUGGAUGCAGUUGAUGAAAUGAAGAUUAAGGGACAAGAGAAAUACAUUCCACAAGUUGCAGUCUUGCCUCUGGGAACAGGCAACGAUCUAUCCAAUACCUUGGGUUGGGGUACAGGUUAUGCAGGAGAAAUCCCAGUGGCACAAGUCUUAAGAAAUGUGAUGGAAGCAGAUGGAAUUAAACUAGACAGAUGGAAAGUUCAAGUAACAAAUAAAGGAUACUACAACUUAAGGAAACCCAAGGAAUUCACAAUGAACAACUAUUUUUCUGUUGGACCGGAUGCUCUCAUGGCCCUCAAUUUUCACGCUCAUCGUGAGAAGGCACCAUCUCUGUUUUCUAGCAGAAUUCUUAAUAAGGCUGUUUACUUAUUUUAUGGAACCAAAGAUUGUUUAGUGCAAGAAUGUAAAGAUUUGAAUAAAAAAGUUGAGCUAGAGCUGGACGGUGAGCGAGUAGAGCUGCCGAACCUGGAAGGUAUUAUUGUCCUGAACAUCGGCUACUGGGGCGGUGGCUGCAGACUGUGGGAAGGGAUGGGCGACGAGACCUACCCUCUAGCCAGGCAUGAUGAUGGCUUAUUGGAAGUUGUUGGAGUAUAUGGGUCUUUCCACUGUGCUCAGAUUCAAGUGAAACUGGCGAAUCCUUUUCGAAUAGGACAAGCACAUACAGUUCGGCUGAUCUUGAAAUGCUCGAUGAUGCCAAUGCAGGUAGACGGGGAGCCUUGGGCCCAAGGGCCCUGCACUGUCACCAUAACCCAUAAGACUCACGCGCUGAUGUUGUAUUUCUCUGGAGAGCAAACGGAUGAUGACGCCUCUAGCACUUCAGAUCCCGAGGACGCCAAGGAAGCCGAGUAGAUGGAGGAGGAAACGAGAACUUAGCAUGAGGUCUCGCAAAUGAGUAGAUAACACAUUCCUCCGAAAUAGAACUUCCCUGUCGACCAGUUCAGUCUUCAUUUCCUCCGUAGUACAAAGGGUAUGCAUGUGUGUACAUCGCAUUCCAAAAACAGCCGGACUCUGCUUAUUUACAAAUGCCUUGGUCUUUUUUUCAGCAAACGCUGUGAUCUUAGAGCAUUAACUUUUAAACGUCACGGGAUGUUCCAUGAAGAGAGUGGGCCCACUCAAGUGUGCACUCUGUUCCUUAGUCUUGAACCUCACAGUUGAUGGACGUGUACCUCCAGCAAGACGAGGGUGGGAAAAUCAUCUCCAUUCUAAUUCACGAUGUGGCCACAUGGUAAUAUUUGAACAAUUACCGGCUUUUUUGAAAGGAGAUGUCCGCUGUCAGACCAGCUGGUUCUUGCUGAACAUCCUCCUGCAGCACGCCUCUACGGUUCCUCCGGCCCAGCCCCUAGUGGAUCCAUAACACCGAUUUCUGAGAAGCCCUAAGAGGGGAAAUGUAAAAGAAAGACAACGCUGAAAUUUGUUAUUUUAAGUUUUAUUUUCGGAGCAUUUUCAGACCCCCAGAUGUUGUUUGGUUAACUCUGUUAAUGCAUGGAGGUGAAACUCAGCAUAUUCUGUAGAUCUCCAUAGAGGACCGCAUAGGGUGAAUUGUAAAAAUUAACAUUUAGAGCACUUUGGGUUGAAAGUUACAAGUUUUGAGCUGGACAGUUUACCGGCUUCGUUUUGGAUUAAAAGGGCAGAGUCAACAAUUCAAAAAAAAAAAAAAAUGUACUCAAGAAAAUUUUUCUAGUCACGUUAAUUGCCUAAAAAAGUUCAGCAUUGGUAAGUUUUUAAAAUGUAGUGGUCUUGUAGUAUUUUGAACUAUACUAGUUUUUUAUAUCCAAAGUACUUAAUAGAAUUUCCCUUCGGGGGAGUGGACAGGAUCCUCUGCUGAAACGUUUCUAUCAUAUUUAUUUUAAAAUGAGAGCUAUAUUUUUUUUACUUAUUUAUUUUCUGCAUUGUGGUAUACGUGUGUUUAGUGUUUAUAAUAUAUUGCUUUAUUUAAUGUCUUGCUCACUGAAAUUCUGCUACUCGCAACCAGAUAGAAGUGUAGCCUGUUGACUAAGUAACUAUUAAAACCGUAGUUUAAUUCUCCUGACAGAUGUAUUACCUAGAUAGUCUCAGAAGUCCUCCUCAAUAUUUUUAAAAACAGGGAAAUGAAAGCACUGGGCAACUGCUCUUGGAUAGCUGAAAGCUGGCGUUGUUUCAUUUGGGAGCCGGUCUGGUGGUUGGCAGGUUAGCAACCAGAGGGUGCUCCUCUGUUGCUCCCCGAACCUAUUCCCACGGCACCCACUCCCCACUACGCAGUUAGGCCACCCCAGGGGGCCUCCAGCCUGGUGUUUCUAGGACAGAUGACCCAUUUGUGGGCUGGAUGGUCUUUUGUGGCAUUAAUCUCUGAAAGAUUAGAAUGUAUCCCCCGAAGACUCCAUUAGCUUCCUUUAAGGAGCCGUUACGAAUCUGUCAUCUGUUAUGAUUUGCCAGAAAUUUAGAUUUCAGUCACUUCAACCCCAGGCCAUGUAUUGAAGGAACAACUAGGUAGUAUAUACAGUAGUCAAUCCAUUAUACAGAAUGCUUUUCCUUUGCUUAAAUUAACCUCUUACAGAUCUCAGGGGAAGCAGCUAAAUUCUAGUCAUGAAAGAUUUUGUGAGCAAAGCCGUUUUUACCUUAUUCGUGCACCUUUCACAGUAGGUUACCUGCUGCAGGUGGUGGGAAAGUGUGUAGAUAUCUUUCACGGGCUGAUCAUGUUUUGCAUAUAAUGAGUUUCAUUUUUUAAUUCAUGGUCAGAAUUGUCAGAGAUGUCACAUUUUACAAGUAUGGUUAAAUUCACUUUUCUUCGAGCUGUAUUUUAUGUGUAAUUCAUAGUGCUAAUUAUAGAAUCACGGUAAAUAGUUUGGAGUAUCAGAAUUAAAAUAAUCAAAAUAACUCAUAAUUUUUUUAAUUGGUAAACCUGGACACUAACCAUAAUGUUCCAUUGGAUUUAGAAUAGGCUUUUAUGUAUACCGUCCUCAGUAAUUUUUUUAAAAAUUGGUUUUUCAAUUGUCAUAAUCCAUGAAAGUUUUUCCCCUACCUGACAUUUCAUGAAAUUUUUCUGUUACCUUAUUCACUCAUUCUGACUUAAUUUUUAUUUGGGAAAGUUCUUUCAGAAUACCAUAUCAUAAUCGUGCUGUCUUAUUUUAGAAAAACUCACUUAACUUUUUUGGCACAUUUACCCAGCAUUUCAAAUAAAUGUGCCUUGUUUCAUAAGUACAAUUUACAGGGCUUGUGUUUGCAAGUUAUAUAUUAGGGUAGCAAUUGUUGACCUUACCAGGGAUUCCACACUUUACAAAAAAAAUGAUUUUUGUCACAGGAUUUUUCUCUUGCAUUUCAAACUGUCUUGAUUUUUUAAAAAUAACAAUUUCUACAUUCUCAGGAAGAAAUAGGUAAAGCAUGGUUCCGUGUCUAUUUUCAGAUUUCUCUCGUCUUUUAUGUCCUAUACAUUCCUAACUCCUCGCAAACUUAAUAGCUUAAAUACCGAAUACCUGGCAGCUCUUAUGGAUCCCAUAAGUAGAUGGCGAUAAUUUUCAGUGCUUUAUUAUGUUUUAUAGAAAUCAGACCAACUUGUGCUUCUGAAUACAAGUUGUCUAAUGGUAAGAUUAUAUGAUCUUAAAUGUGUUUUAGGUUUUCUGCAACAAGUAGCUGUGAAUCCUUAAUGUAGCUAAUGUUUAUAAAAAUUUUAUAGUCAGAAUUAUUUAUUUUUAUUUUUUAGGGUGUGUCAAAAACAUGUAGUAUUUGCUUUUUGGAAUAUGUUUGCCUACUUAGAGUUGGAAAAUUUACUGUGAUUCAGAAAUUGUAAACAAUCCUUUUUGCGCUGUAAAAAUGAAUACUUACCAGCAUGUCAAAAGAAAAAUAGUGUGCAUUUGUAAUAUGAAGCAAAAUUAUAUUUAAUGUAUAUUACAGAAUUUUAAAUUUGCACUAACUAGAAAACUUUAAAGGUGAUAUUAAUUUACAGGUUCACGUGGAUCCGAAUACAUAAUUUGUAUUUGUUCAGCCAGAAAGGUCAAUGGAUGAUAGUGUUGUGUGAUUUUUUUCCCUCAAAAUGAUAUUAUUGAAACAAGAACCAGCACUUUAUAUUCAGGCUUUUUUUUUUAUUCUACCUGAUUUGGGACAAUGGAAUGUAGGGAGAUUUAUGAAAAAAAGGUCUAGAAUUUUGAAGAGAAAAAAGAGUGUUGCCACUCUAUCCCAAUCCGAAUGAAAGUGUAUUCUCAGCAACAAGGCAGAGGAGGUUGUUUUGGUUUUGCUUUUUAAAAGUAAGCCCCGGCCUGUCUCUGAUUUUCCCAUGAAGGCCUGCCUAUCUCCCAUUUCUCAGAGUGUGAUCUGCAGGCUGCAGCAUCAGAACCACCUCGGGAGCUGGGUUGACAGUGUGGAUGCCUAAACCCAACAGCCAGCCCUCGACUUCAUGAAUCGGGGUCUCUGGAGAUGGGAUGUAGGCAUCUCUGGUUUCAUUAGCAGGUGCCUCAGGUGCUUCUGAUGUACACUGAAAUUUUAAAGUUUACCGUUCUGUACCUCACGUAGGGCUUCUGUGCCCUCACACCCAGGGCUUUUGCCAUGUAGAUACCAUGCAGGAAAUUUGAGUUUAAUUGGAUAUUCUUAAAUCUGUUUUUCUUUACUCCACUAAUUGCCCUCUUCCCCCCAGUCUGUCUUGGAAAGGAACUCUGUGAAAAAUGUGUUGUUGUCCUGUCCAAAUUGAUGAACUCUAUUACAUAAAUAUUGGUAGCCUCAGAUUUUUAUGCUUCAUGGAGGCUUGGAGGACAGGCAGUGCUUCAAGGGCCAGUGGUGUGGACCCCCGUGGGGGCUCCUGCCCUCUCCCCAGGCUAGGGUGUGUGCAGCUUCAGAUCAGAUUUCAGUAAAUAAUACACUUCCUUUAAAAAAAAAAAAAUCCACUAUUUUUUAGUAAGGGUUCGGAAGCCACUAUAAUGACUCUGUCACCGGGGUUAAUUUUCUACUGAUUUUUACAUAUUUAGAAACCUCAUUUUUUUUGUAAAAAGAAUAUUUCGGAUGUCUCAGUUGCUGCUUAGAAUAUGUCCACUUGGCUGUUGCACAAGUUUUGAGGCAUUCUGCUGAAUGUUAAAGCACUGACAGCUUCUGUUCCUUGUGUUUCUAAUUUUAGUGAAGUAUGGAAAUGGUUUGUGUAGUUAAUUGAUUUUGGUUAUUAUGUAAAUUACACACACAUUUACCCCCAUGGCCCUGACUGUGCGGUCAGUGCAUGAGGCUGCCAUAUCUCAAAAUAGUGCAUUCUUAGGUUCUGGAGAAAAGAAUCAAAAAAUGUUGCCCUCUAAUACAGAAGUCGCAAAACUUAACUAAAAUGGUGAACUUAGUCAUCUACAGAAAUUUCUGCAGAAAAUGUCAUCUAGAAGCUUUAAGUUUGGAGUUCUCUUGUGGCACAGUAGGUUAAGGAUCCAGCAUUGUCACUGUAGUGGCUUGGGUUGCUGCUGUGAUGUGGGUUCCGUCCCUGGCCCAGAAACUUCCUCGUGCCACAGGCAUGGCCAAAAACAAUACAUAAAUAGAAGCUCUAAGUUUAAGUGGACUGCUGAUAUGAGACAUAGGACACUUCCUUGGUCUCUGCAAAGAUGCCCAGGCUACUUCCCCACUAAAGGAAGUGUCACAGCUGAAGGCACCUGACAAGGUGGCUGUAAUCUAGGCAGUCACCACUGUGUGGUACUUUUUCAUGACACAAUAUUGAAAAGAGAGCUGGAAAGUUAGGUUGCUCUCCUUGUUCCUCUAAAAUUGUCCAAGCAAAGGGGGCAUCCUGAUUGGAUGAGGAGAUAGAGCUCUCUGAGCAAAUUUUGGGGUAAGGAAGGGCACCUUGUAUAGUUGGGUGAUCAUGGCUCAUAAGAAGAUUUGUUCUCAUCACUCACUUGGGCUCAGCCAACUGUCUUUCUCUCAGAUGUGAUGGGCUUGAAUGAGCCCUACAGAUAAAUCAGUACUCUGAUUUUAGUUCUGUCUUAUGCACGUUUAGAGCAGCCAGAUCCGUGGCCCUGAUCGCUUGCAGGUGCACUGACCAAAGGGGCUCUGGGAACCCACAGGGUCAAGAAUACACGUGAUGGCUCCACUCAAGCAGCCAGCUGGCCACGUGCACCUUCUCUCUGCUGGCCACAGUACUAUGUCCCUAUCACUAAUUACCUUGUGUUAAUUGCUUUUGCUGUAUUGGGUCUGUAUUGCUGUGUUCAGUGCUACAGACAGAGAAAUGUGAAUUAAAGCAUUUGACAUGUUGAA